AUUCUCGAUUCUGAAGAAAUGCAGAAGUUUACCUAUGGAGCUCUAGCUGCACUGGGUGGCGCAAUCUUCUACGCCAACCUGCCGACGAGGUUAACCAUCGGCGCCGUUGCGCCAACGUUUGAGUAUCUCUCCAAGGCUAAGCUUAUCCCAAUUCCAGAAGAAUCUAGUAUUGAUGAGAAGAGAGUGAAGGAGGCUUCUACACUUUUCUCCGAAGGACCAACUAUGGUGAUGGCUGUGCGUCGUCCUGGAUGCUUACUAUGUCGGAAAGAGGCAGCCGAAUUGAGCUCACUUGAACCGAACAUGAGACUGGCUGGCAUCAAUCUAUUAAAGUUUUGGUUGCUUGUCUUUAGAACUACUCGCGGGUCAUCUAACAAGUAA
Molecule: messenger RNA, 378 nt
Organism: Strongylus vulgaris
Lineage: Eukaryota; Metazoa; Nematoda; Chromadorea; Rhabditida; Strongylidae
Source: the annotation of a GenBank genome assembly